GGGGAACGACGCAGUCCUCAGCCACGAAGGGGAAGGAGCGAAGGGGGGAGGGGGCUGGCCAUUCCGAGGAUGCCUGAAGGAAGUUCCGGGACCCUCCCUGCUAUUGGCCCUCCUCCACUUCCUGCCUCAUGCCUCACCUUGUCUCUGGUACCUGGACUCUCUUCAACUGCUUGGGAAAUGUGACCUUUACUCUGGGGGGGCCUGAGCCAGCAGCCCCAGCCAUCUUUUCUCCCUGGGGUCCUCCUUGAGCCUCUUACCCAACCCUUCCCAGCCCAGACUCUGGAAACUGGUUCCUGGGACCGUGCCCUAGGCACAAGUGGGCACUUGCCUUAACCCCACCUGUGCCUGGGGCUGUGACCCUUUCCCACAGGGCGCUCACCAUGGCCCCGCCGCUCCUAUUGCUGCUGCUGGCCAGUGGAGCUGCCGCUUGCCCGCUGCCCUGCGUGUGCCAGAACCUGUCGGAGUCGCUCAGCACCCUUUGUGCCCACCGAGGCCUGCUGUUUGUGCCACCCAACGUGGACCGGCGCACAGUUGAACUGCGCCUGGCUGACAACUUCAUCCAGGCCUUGGGACCACCUGACUUCCGCAACAUGACAGGGCUGGUGGACUUAACAUUGUCUCGAAAUGCCAUCACCCGCAUCGGGGCCCGCUCCUUUGGGGACCUGGAGAGCCUGCGCUCAUUGCACCUGGAUGGCAACAGGCUGGUGGAGCUGGGCAGCAGCAGCCUUCGGGGACCUGUCAACCUGCAGCACCUCAUUCUCAGUGGCAAUCAGCUAGGCCGCAUUGCGCCAGGGGCCUUUGAUGACUUCCUCGACAGCCUGGAGGACCUGGAUGUGUCCUAUAACAAUCUCCGGCAGGUUCCCUGGGCUGGCAUAGGUGCCAUGCCUGCCCUGCAUACCCUUAACCUGGACCAUAACCUCAUCGAUGCACUACCCCCAGGUGUCUUUGCCCAGCUUAGCCAACUCUCCCGCCUUGACCUCACCUCCAACCGCCUGGCUACCCUGGCGCCUGAUCCACUCUUCUCCCGCGGUCGGGACGCCGAGGCCUCCCCUUCCCCCCUCGUGCUGAGCUUCAGUGGGAACCCACUGCACUGCAACUGUGAGCUGCUGUGGCUGCGGCGGCUGGCCCGGCCUGAUGACCUGGAAACCUGCGCUUCUCCACCAACCCUGGCAGGCCGCUACUUCUGGGCAGUGCCAGAGGGAGAGUUCUCCUGUGAGCCUCCACUGAUUGCCCGCCACACACAGCGCCUGUGGGUGCUAGAGGGCCAGCGAGCCACUCUACGGUGCAGGGCCCUUGGUGAUCCUGUGCCCACCAUGCACUGGGUUGGCCCUGAUGACCGGCUGGUUGGCAAUUCCUCUCGAGCCUGGGCUUUCCCCAACGGGACCCUAGAGAUUGGGGUGACAGGCGCAGGAGAUGCAGGAGCCUAUACUUGCAUCGCCACUAACCCUGCUGGUGAGGCCACAGCCCGAGUAGAGCUCCGGGUGUUGGCCUUGCCCCAUGGUGGAAACACCAGUGCUGAGGGAGGCCGUCCAGGGCCCUCGGACAUUGCUGCUUCUGCUAGAACUGCUGCCGAAGGCGAGGGGACUUUAGAGUCUGAGCCAGUCGUGCAAGUGACGGAGGUGACUGCCACCUCUGGCCUGGUGAGCUGGGGCCCAGGGCGGCCAGCUGACCCAGUGUGGAUGUUCCAAAUCCAGUACAACAGCAGCGAGGAUGAGACCCUCAUCUACCGGAUCGUGCCAGCCUCCAGCCACCACUUCCUGCUGAAGCACCUGGUUCCUGGUGCUGACUACGACCUCUGCCUGCUGGCCCUGUCACCUGCUGCUGGGCCUUCCGACCUCACAGCCACCAGACUGCUGGGCUGUGCCCACUUCUCUACGCUACCAGCCACACCCCUGUGCCAUGCCCUACAGGCCCAUGUAUUGGGCGGGACCCUGACUGUGGCAGUGGGGGGGGUCCUAGUGGCUGCCUUACUGGUCUUUACUGUGGCCUUGCUGGUUCGGGGCCGGGGAGCUGGGAAUGGCCGCCUCCCACUCAAACUCAGCCAUGUCCAAUCCCAGACCAAUGGUGGCACCAGCCCCAUGCCCAAGAGCCACCCACCACGGAGCCCUCCACCCCGUCCCCAGCGCAGCUGUUCACUGGACCUGGGAGACACUGGUGGGUGCUACGGGUAUGCUAGGCGCCUGGGAGGAGCCUGGGCCCGGCGGAGCCACUCUGUACAUGGGGGGCUGCUGGGAGCUGGGUGCCGGGGUGUGGGGGGCAGUACAGAGCGGCUGGAGGAGAGUGUGGUGUGACAGGAAGGGCAGCCUCUCGUGCCCUGAGGAAGGAGCAGUGCCACUGUUGGGCCCAGGUGGCAGCACCCAGCCUGGGUGGGCAGCACGGCCCUGGGCCCCAUUCUGCUUUUUAUCCUCAGUACCUCAGGCUCCUCAAGUACUUGGUGGGACAGCAAGCCCUUUCCUUGGUUUUGGCCUCCAGACUAAAGGGACAGGUCCCACCAACAGGUGCUCAGAGCCACCAAGGCAGGGGCUGCAGCCACCAAGAGGGAGUCUUGUUUCUAUUUAUAAUAAAAUUGUUGGGGACACUU
This is a messenger RNA of Myodes glareolus (Bank vole), 2581 nucleotides long. The record is from RefSeq and is a predicted model, not a curated record. NCBI's taxonomy places the organism in Eukaryota, Metazoa, Chordata, Mammalia, Rodentia, Cricetidae.